Messenger RNA from Marasmius oreades (fairy-ring Marasmius), 1084 nucleotides. RefSeq lists its product as uncharacterized. The transcript is spliced from 5 exons. The record is from RefSeq and is a predicted model, not a curated record. Bases 66 to 941 code for a protein of 291 amino acids. NCBI's taxonomy places the organism in Eukaryota, Fungi, Basidiomycota, Agaricomycetes, Agaricales, Marasmiaceae.
ACAGCGCUUACCGGGAUCCCGUGUGCAUACGGUCUCUCACGAGGGCACAGAAUCUUCAGCAUUACAUGUCCAUGGUCAAGCAUCUCCCUCAGUCAAUAAAGCAGCUUCUGACGCUCCGCAAUCCCCAUCCAUUACCAAGUCCAUCGCUUACCCAGCUCCGUCGGGUUCUCACGAAGACUUUCUUGGAUGCGAGGAGCAGAAAAGCAGAGACCGGAUGGCUCGUUCUAACGGCUUGUGCUAUAUUGACAGCAAAUCGCCCUCCUGCUUUCGGCGAAUUGUACCGUUUCGCGACGCGUUCAGACAUUCAGGACAUCAAAUCAACUCGUACGACCCUUUUUGAAGCCGUGAAUAGAGCCGCUAUCAUUAGAGAAUCCGCCUUGAAAAGUACGAUCUUCGUAGGCGUUCCUCGCGUCAUUCUUUCGCUAGCGGCACUGAACGAGGCACUUGACGACGACGUAAGGACUGCCCUCAGGAAACAAUCCAGGAGAAUUUCUACUCCCGACAACAUCGAAUCAACUCUCGCGCGGGGUCAAGCGCUCUGGGAGUCAAUUUACACGCCUCAUGCCCAAAAACUCCAUGACAAACUUGGCUCUUAUCAUCCAGAUUUCAUCUCAUUCAUCAUAGAGAGCUAUGGGGCUGUUCUUUCCCCAUUACCCGGAAAGGAAAAGGCAUUCGCCGAUGCCAGCUCUACUGACGACCUCGAUCAAGGAAAUUUAAGCAGGGCACUCGGAUCGGUGGUUGGGAUUGCUUGCUUACGUGCAGAGGAACGUGUCGCUCCUCAAUUAACAAGUCACGUCUUCGGUCUUCUCAAGGCGCGAUAUACGGAGAACCAGAGUGAAGAAGACGCAUGGCUGGCAAGCGAUGAGGGGACAGAGUGGGUGGUAAGGACGGUAGAUGUAGUUCUAGAUGGCGUCAGGAUGGAUGGUCAGGCCAAACUUUGAAAACGAGGCAAGGUCUGCUGACAGAGGUGGCCCUGCGAGCGUACCUACAAACCGGAACAAGUUUUGCAUCGUGGCUAAAACUACAUAUGUCAGUACCGAGAUGAAAUCUCUCAUGAAAUCCCGAUAAUGAAAUGAAUGAUUUC